Corythoichthys intestinalis (scribbled pipefish) is the source of this 928-nucleotide messenger RNA. It is a transcript of the gene mblac1, whose product is annotated as metallo-beta-lactamase domain containing 1. The coding region runs from base 111 to 773 and encodes 220 amino acids. The record is from RefSeq and is a predicted model, not a curated record. Lineage: Eukaryota; Metazoa; Chordata; Actinopteri; Syngnathiformes; Syngnathidae. The transcript is spliced from 2 exons.
UAAUAAAUCUGCUAAAGUCCUUCCAAAACAUCGUGGAUAAAACAGGAUUACAAAAACAUGACUGGACGUCUACGAAUGACGUCAUUAAGACGCGUCCGUUUAGACGUUGAAUGGCUUCGGCGGCUCCGUUUAAAAAAAUUCCUCUGCGUGACUCUAAAUUCGACUUCCCCGGCAGUCCAUACUCGGUGUCGGUCCUGAAGGUGGGCUACUACCACCCGCAGCCCGACGGCACGUUUCGAGCCGAUGGAACCGUCACGCUAAUCACAGGAGCCGGCAAAAACAUCCUGGUGGACACCGGCGGGCCUUGGGACCGCGACUUUCUGCUGGAGAGCCUCCAAAAAAAAGGACUGAAACCCGGGGACAUCCACGUGGUGGUGGGGACUCACGGCCAUUCGGACCAUGUGGGGAACCUCAAUCUUUUCCCGUCCGCUGUCAUCAUUGUGGGACAUGACGUCAACCGAUUGGACGUGUAUUUGCCCAAUCAACUGGGGAAAGGGGACGCGUACGUCGUGGACGAGCAUGUGUGCGUGGUCCCCACCCCGGGACACUCCGGACAAGAUGUGAGCGUCCAGGUAAAGGGGACGUCAGUGGGGACAAUUCUGGUAGCGGGCGACCUCUUUGACUGCUGCGCCGACGACGACACCUGGCGGGAGUUGAGCCUAAAGCCCGAUUUGCAGGAAACGAGUCGUCAAAAGGCAUUGGAGACGGCGGACAUAAUCAUACCGGGCCAUGGGCCACCCUUUCGGGUUCUGAACCACAACUCAACCAAUUGACAGAAGAACCAGUAGGGAGCACCUAAAUUCCUAAAGGGACAACGACAGAAAUGAAAUAAUGCACACUAAAAACAGUCUGGCGCGCACCAGACAGUAUGUCGAGCGCACCAGACUGUUUCUAGUGCGCAUCAGAAAUAGUCUGGUGCGCACCAAAC